Messenger RNA from Hyposmocoma kahamanoa, 2079 nucleotides. RefSeq names its product leukocyte elastase inhibitor-like (gene serpin-7). The record is from RefSeq and is a predicted model, not a curated record. Gene Ontology annotation, molecular function: serine-type endopeptidase inhibitor activity. NCBI's taxonomy places the organism in Eukaryota, Metazoa, Arthropoda, Insecta, Lepidoptera, Cosmopterigidae. The transcript is spliced from 3 exons. Bases 1 to 1812 code for a protein of 603 amino acids.
AUGGAUAGUCCAACCAGUAAUAACGACGUCACUUCGGUCACGGCUAUGGAUACGAACCAAGCGGAUCCUUCGGAUCCCCUAGUGUCGGAACCCAGCGCUCAGCCGCGCAUUCAGCUGAGCGGGUCUCGCCAGAAGAGACUGCAGGGCCUGAUGAGAACAGGUAUGAGCUACGCAGAAGCUCUGCCUAUAUCUGAAAAGCCCUGGAGUGAUGUUCCGGUGUCCAAACCACCUUUAAAACCAAAAGCGCAGAAGCGUGAACGGUCAGUGGAGGCGUCGCCACGGGAGCAUGUCGGAAAGGCUCCCAGGGCCAUGGCGCCAGCUGAUAGCAGGAACAGACCUACUUUCAGCGAAAUGGCGAGCUCCCUGCGCGUGGGUAUCCGGAAUUCGGAAUCCAUGUCAGAGGAGCAAAUGGAGCUGAUGGAGCUGUUCCUGGUCCACACUAUAGCGAGUGCAGACUGGCUUGUGGGAAAGAUCGGCAAUUUAAAGCCGUGGCCGGAAGCCCCGCUGUCCUUGAUUAAGGAGAGCAAGCUUCCGAAGCCCACCACCGCCACCACCUACAUUCCCAAGAAGGGAUUCGCCAAUCAAUUGCCAAGUACAGUCAUGGCUUUAAUACUGGUGGUACUUUCGGUAGUAAUACCAGGAAUAUUUUCACAGUGUACAGUUCAAAAUGCAAAACCCUACUUUCGGCGGUCAGUGUAUGAAUUCACAACGGAUCUGGUGCAAAGAAUAGCUACGGAAACAGAUAACCAUUUUGUGACGUCAGCUCUAUCACCUUGGACAUUGCUUUCCGCUGUAUCUUUAGGAGCAACUGAUGAAACUUUGGAUGAAAUAAUUGAUGUGCUAAGAUUACAUCCCCACCAAUGUUUUAAUAACAAAUUCUUUGAAAUCGUUAAACAAAUGACGGCUACAAGUGAAGGUACGGUGUUUGAAAGAAGUUCAAGUCUAUUUCUCGAUGACAGAUUCCCAUUAAAUCCAGUUUUCAAAGCUAGAGUGAAAAGAACUCAAGUAUGUAAUAUAGAAACCUUGCAAUUCGAUAACUUUGCUGAAACGGCCAAUACUAUUAACGAAUUUAUAAACCAAGCUACACAUGGAACUAUAGAUGAAAUGAUCACACCAAAUGACUUGGAAGGAGUUUACUUAGUUCUUGUAGACGCCUUAUAUUUCAAAGGCAGUUGGAUGACCAAAUUUUCGUCAGCUGACACCGAAACAAGCGCGUUUUACGAUGAAAACGGUAACCAACUUGGAGACGUAAAUCUCAUGUUUAGUACACAGACAGUGAAUAUGGUUUCUAUAAGACAAAUUGGAGCAACGGUAUUAGAGCUGCCAUACGGUGUCGAUGGUAGAUUUUCAAUGCUGUUUAUUCUACCGGACCAACAUAAAACUAUUACUUCUGUGAUUGAGAAACUUAAAAAUAUAAGUCUAAGUUCUAUUUUCAUUCUAUCCAAACAACAAGGACCUCAGCAUGUAAUGGUACAAGUACCAAGAUUCAAAAUUAGCACAGAUUUGAAUAAUUUGAAGGAAUUAUUAACAGAUAUGGGCUUGAAGACUUUGUUUGAUAAUGUUAAAGCUAAAUUAGCAGAUAUUUCAGAUUAUUCUCUGUACAUUUCUAAUAUUUUCCAAAAGGCUAAUAUAGAGGUCAAUGAGGAAGGUAGUGAAGCCAGUGCGGCAUCGGCAGCAUUAUUCGAAGGACGAAGUGCAACUGUGAGAAUUGAACAAUUUGUAGCAAAUAAACCAUUUUUAUUCAUGAUUGUGGAUAAGGAAACGGAAAUAGCCUUGUUUACUGGUGCUUAUUCUAAACCUAGCCUUUAUUAAGAUUGAAAAGAAAUAAAAAGGCGUUCCUCAAGGUUCACCACUAAGCCCGUUCUUGUGUCGCACGUAAACAAAACCUACCAGUCAUUUUAUAAGAGCAUAUUCCGAAUUCACAACUUUAUGUUUGUAUUGUAUACGUACCACUGCUAACGCACUAAGUCAAAGUCAAAGUCAAAGUCAAAGAUUAUUUAUUCCAUAGGUAAAAUAAAUUUACACUUGAAAACGUCACAUUUAAGCUUAAGCUACUGCUCGUUCACUACGCUGACCUCC